Molecule: messenger RNA, 672 nt
Organism: Metarhizium robertsii ARSEF 23
Lineage: Eukaryota; Fungi; Ascomycota; Sordariomycetes; Hypocreales; Clavicipitaceae
Exons: 1
Coding region: 1-672 (223 amino acids)
Source: RefSeq, a predicted model, not a curated record
AUGGACCCAGGAGGACAUCGAGACUCUCCCCCAAACCCUCCCCCAAACUCUCACCGAGACCUGAUCCAACCCUUGAGUCGACCCCGCUAUGAAGAGACGGUGGCCGACAUGGAUGAACAGUUCAGGCGCGAACCUCGGGCGUACUCGUUCCAGGGCUCGAACUUCGCAGACGACGGCAGGGACAUGGACCAAGGCUCUGACUACACGCGAGGAUCGUCCCAAACAGCCUCCCAGCCCCACCAAGUCUUCAACAACUGCCAUGUCUAUAUUGGCUCGAAUCAAUAUGCCAAAGGCUGCGGCCGAAAUUCAUCGAGACAAACAGGCUCCCAGCCCCCCCGAGUCUGCGAAAACCGCAAUCCCAAUAUCGGCCCCGGUGAAGAUCCCUACUCCACGUCGAGGUCUUGGCGCACUAUCGACGAUGGAAGAAGCCCCGUCAAUCAGAACAUGUAUAUCCCCCCUUACCGCCCUGGAGAAUCCUCGUUUGACGGGCCCGGUGAUCUUUCUCCGGCCAGGCGCGUGGUUACACGCGAGCAGCCAUUCGAGGACACUGGCCGCACAUGCUGUAACCACCACUGCUGCUGCUGCUGCUGCCACGGGUUUACGCUUGUAAGAAAGAACCAUUCUGCCAAAAGUAGGGGCCCCACACGAUUUCGAGGUAUAAUUUGGUCUUGA